GAAAGCGGGCGCCGGUUUCGCUCAGUGGCUGGGAGGAAGCUCGGCUGCCCAGCCGGCCGCGAGCAGGCCGGAGUCCCGGUCGCUGGCCGGGCUUCUCCGGGUGUGGGCGUGAGCAAGGCAGCGGUCCCGGCCGCUGCAGCGUUCGUCCAGCCAGCGCGUUAGGUGCCGGGAGCAAAGAACGUAGGUACAUUAGUUCUCAUUAUGCAUCAGAAAAAUGAAAAAACAGAAGAAAAUUCUAUGGAAAAAAGGAAUUCACUUAGCCUUUACUGAGAAAUGGAAUACUGGGUUUAGAAGCUUUAAGAAGUUCUAUUUUCCUCAAAAUGUGUGCUUUCUGAAAGCUAGGCUGGGAAGGCCAGUUGUUUGGGGUAGACAGUUGAAGCAUUUCCAGUGUAGUAAGAAGGCUCUUCAUAUCCAGAAAUCAUGGAUCCAGGAUGUACCACUUUGUGCAAAGGCGAAGUCUGGAGUGGCUACUCAAAAUGUUAGUACUUUGUAUGCCAAAGUGAAAAGAAAGAACACUAAGCACUUCAUUUCUUCCUCAAGGAGUCUCCUGAAACUCCAAGCAGAUAAGUUACUGUCAUCAGCAAAGAACGUGGACCAUGAAUACUGCAGAGAGAAAAGCCUCCUGAAGGCAGUUACUGGCUUGUCAGCAAAUACUGGUUUAGGGAAGGCCAGUGGUCACAAACCUAGGACAGGCCCACAAGCUUCAGACUUUCCCAUGAAGUUCAAUGGGGAGAGCCAAAGUCCAGGUGAGAGUGGCAAGAUUGUGGUCUUGAACAAACAUAGAAAGCGCAUUUGUUAUGGCUGCUACCAAGGGCUAGAGCACCACAGGAAUGGGAAACCCUUGAUUCCAAAAAAGUUCCAACUUAACCAACAUCGAAGAGUCAAAGUGUCUCUUAUGAUGUAUGAGAAAUUAUCCAUGAUUAGAUUUCGGUAUAGGAUUUUCAGAUCCCAGCACUUCAGAACGAAAAACAGAGUUUGCAAGCUAAGAAAAGCCCAGAGGAGCUGGGUGCAGAAGGUCACUGGGGACCAUCAGGAGAACCUCAGGGAUAACACUGAGGGUGGCAAUUGCAGCCCAGUCCCUUCCCUGGAACCUGAAGACCCUUGUCGGUGUCAGCCAUACUUUUCAGACAUGGAUGGCAGUGUUGCCGUAAAGGGAAUGAACUCUCACGUGCCUGAUGGCCACAGUAAAGAAAGCCCUUUCUUGGACAAGGAGCAUAGUUUAGAUGAAGCAUUCCCUGACCAACAGAAUGGCAGUGCCACAUAUGCCUGGGACCAGUCACCCUCUUCUCCUAAGUGGGAGUGUACAGAGCAAAUUCAUGAGAUCCCUUUAACAGAGCAUCCUUCUGGUAACACAUUCACUUCAGAAACAGAAAGAGCAGUUAUGACUUUGGGUCAGGAAAGCGGGACAAGUGCUGUGAGUGACGACAGAGUGAGACUGUCAGUGUCUGGAGCAGACACAUCUGUGAGGAGUGUAGAUGGGCGUGUGUCUAAAGAGCCUCCUCAGAAUGAGAACUUCCAGAUGGAGGAGGAUGGGUCGCUCAAGCAGAACAUUUUGAGUUCUAAGCUGCUGGACCACCCUUAUUGUAAAAGUCCGCUGGAUGCUCCCUUGGUGUGCAGUGAACUCAAAGUAGAAAGCCAAACAGCAGGUGGCAAGAGCAGUCAGAAGGCUUCUCCAGUGGAUGAUGAGCAGCUCUCAACCUGCCUCUCUGGAUUCCUAGAUGAGGUUAUGAAAAAGUAUGGAAGUUUGGUCCCACUCAGUGAAAAAGAUGUCCUUGGGAGAUUAAAAGAUGUCUUUAAUGAAGACUUUUCUAAUAGAAAACCAUUUAUCAAUAGAGAAAUAACAAACUACCGGGCCAGACAUCAAAAGUGCAACUUCCGCAUCUUCUACAAUAAGCACAUGCUGGAUAUGGAUGAUCUGGCGACCCUGGAUGGUCAGAAUUGGUUGAAUGACCAGGUUAUAAAUAUGUAUGGUGAGCUGAUAAUGGAUGCAGUCCCAGACAAAGUCCACUUCUUCAACAGCUUUUUUCAUAGACAGCUGGUAACCAAAGGCUAUAAUGGAGUUAAGAGAUGGACUAAAAAGGUGGAUUUGUUUAAAAAGAGCCUUCUGUUGAUUCCUAUCCACCUGGAAGUCCACUGGUCUCUCAUUACUGUGACACUCUCCAAUCGAAUUAUUUCAUUUUAUGAUUCCCAAGGCAUUCAUUUUAAAUUUUGUGUAGAGAAUAUAAGAAAGUAUUUGCUGACUGAAGCCAGAGAAAAAAACAGACCUGAAUUUCUUCAGGGUUGGCAGACUGCUGUUACAAAGUGUAUUCCACAACAGAAAAAUGACAGUGACUGUGGAGUCUUUGUGCUCCAGUACUGCAAGUGCCUCGCCCUAGAGCAGCCUUUCCAGUUUUCUCAAGAAGACAUGCCUCGAGUACGAAAGAGGAUCUAUAAGGAGCUGUGUGAGUGCCGGCUCCUGGACUGAGACUCGGCAGGGACUCCAAAAGGCUGGCCAUGUUGGAGCAGAUGGUUUGUUACUUGAAUCUCCAAACACUUACUGAAUUUUUACAGAUAUUUCAGAUUGGUGGUAUUGGGCCACUAUUGUUACCUCAAAUUUAUUUUCACCCUUCUUCAUUUCUCCUGCUAUCAUGUACUUUUUAAAUGUUCAGUUUAGUUUCAUUUUAACUUUAUGGAUUCCAUAAUCCCUCCCAUAUUUAAUAUUUAUUAUCCAAACGCAUGCAUAUAGACAGAGCAUGCAGUAAAGAGUAUUAAAAAAAAAAAGCCUAGUAGAUUUGGUGCAGCUUUUGAAACAUAGUUAGAUGUGAACUGAAUACAGGUUUAAAAUUUAACCCCAGAACCUAAAAAUGCAAGAUGUUUUUGAUAGAGCAUAGCUCAGAAUAGACGUUCCCUAUGGCAUAAAGGGUAGCUAGGAGUGGUUGUGAAAGCCAGUCAUGUUUUACACCAGCAGCACCUUUCACUGAUGUCCCUCAGAUGAGUCCCUGAGCAUGAGAUGCUUUCCUUCCAGUGUGAGAGGGGGGGCGUUCUACUUAGGGACACAGAGCUUGCAAGCAUAGUGCUGAUGUGAGAAGAGUUAAGGUGUGGGAAGGAAAAAAAAAAAAAAAAAACAGCGUCCUUGGGGGCCAGUUACCUGAAAGAAAGGUUUCUUUCAUUUUGUUUUGUUGAGACAAGGUCUCAUUAUGUAGCCCAAGCUGAGCUCACAGUAGCUAGGCUGUCCUCUAUCUCAAGCUAAUCCUGUCUCUGUCUCCCUAGGGCUGGUAAUAUAGGUAUUUACCAAUACACCCUACAGUAAGAUUUCCAUUUUGGUCUUAAGAAUUAUAAUACGUGGAUUAAAUCUCAUAAAGGCUUUUCUUGGGACACAGAAAUUUCUUGGAUUCCCCCCCCCCCCCGUUUGACUUGUGGGGAAAGAAAAAAAAACAGCACCUAUCAAACUCAUGGUUAAAUGAAAAUUAGGCUUUUCAUAGAAGUAAUUUGCUAGUUAUCACCUUUCUUUGUUGCCUCCCAAGUACUCCAAGUUAUUUAAGAUUUACCAAAAGUGCUUCUACUUGAGGGUAUCUGAAAUACCAAGAGGGUAGAAGACUGGCGUGAGGUCUUUUGUAGGUGGUGGGAGAAGAGGGGAGGCAACCUGGGGUCUCUAGGAGAGCACAUGCAGAAUGGUUUCUCUAGCCUUGGUGGCUCAGCAUCUUGAAGGGCUCUUUUGGCUUCUGCAAGAACAAUUUGAAUCCUGUACUCAAAAACUGCCUUGUUUAUUUAACUGCAUCCUCUGGGGAUGGGCUGUAGAGCAGCCUGUUCUAUGGUUUACGAGUAAAGUGGUAGAUCUUACAACUUUAAUCUGGCCUUUGUGACAAUGUUUUAAAGAAAAUAAGUAAGAUGCCUAUUAAGCCUAACCAGUUGCUUUUUUUCUGAUUAGAAUUGAAGGAGGAAAGAGUAAUAAACUUGUAGAAAGCUACCAAGUAAAGGGCAGAAGGUAACUGCUGAGUUAGGCAAGAGCUGUUUGAAAAACAAAAGUAAAAUGUCAGCAGAGCUUACUGCUGCAGGUAAGGGUUGAAUCAAACUUAGUUUACAUGCAAGAUUCUCUAAAGCAACAUGGACACUGGGCAGUGGCCCAGGCACUCUCCUUAAUAUGCAGACUCCUUAGCAUAAAGCCAGGUCAGUAUUUCUUGUGCUUUAAGUCAUUAAAAAGACUGAAAGUAGAGGCACUUUAUCUUGUCACAGGUAAGGUUAUGUCACCACUGGAGAAGAUAAGCAGCUAGAUAGGGGAAGAUGUCUUUUAUUCCUAUAGUACUGGAGAUUGAACCCAGGACCUGUUUGUGUGUUGGGCAAGUGCUACCACUGAGCUAAAACCCUCUUUGUACUUUAUUUUGAGACAGGGUCUCAUGAAGUUCUCUGCAUUGGUCUUGAAUUCACUCUAGCUGCGUCUGGCCUUGUUUAUACUCCCUACACCUGAGAAGCUAGAAUUACAGGCCAGCACUGUCAGGCCAGACUGCUUGAAUAUCUCUUAGGGAAGGGGUUUUGGGAACAGGGACUCAAGUGUCAGGCUAGCUCAAACUCACUGUAUAGCUGAAGAUGACCUCCAAUUCCCAGUCCUCUCCCAGGUGCUAGGUCUGUGUCACCAUGCCCAGCUAAAGAUGGGGUCUUAAGACUUUCAGAUAUAAUUACACCAACAUGAGCUUCUUCAAUAUGUAUAUGCAAGAUAUGAGCAUGGUUUUUUGUUGCUGGUCCUGUACUGAAAUAGCUAGCAAUGAGAUCAUUGACUCAAAUGUGUCCAACUUUAAAGUCUUAAGAGAGGAAAUAUCAAUCUCACUUUUCCAGUAACAGACCCAUCGUGGAGAAGUUAGUUGUAUUCCUUUGAGAAUCUUGUCGAAACAGGGUCUUUGUUUAGCCCAGACUUGCAGUCCUUCUGCCUCAGCCUCCCUGAUGUUUGAAUUACAUGGAUGCACUAGCAUUUUUAAUGCCUGGGAGAAUCUGAAUGCCCAGAGCUCAAGUUGGCACUUCUUCAUUCUGAGAAAUGGUCAUGUCAGCACAGUAGCAUGCAGGAUUGAACAGACUCAGCUGUCCAGGCCCAGUUACUCUUUCUCUUCUAGCAUGAUAGGGCACCUUCAGGUGGACUGUUCAGCUUGCUUUAGCCUAAAUGCCAGAUGUUUUGAGUACAGUUUAAGCCCAUGUCUGUCAUUAGUAAGACUUGGUUUCAGAAUGUGUAAUUGUUCUUUCUCUUCUUGUGAUUACAAGUAAACUUCUGUUUAGCUUUCAAGUCCUAGAUUGCAGAAUAUUUUGUCUGGAUGUUUGGGGUAAUGCUUUAUUGUCACUGGCUUGGCACUGAACUGUUGAUGCUCAUAAAGUAGGCAGACUUUAUGUCACUGGGAUGAAUGUAAACCCUGCAAAAACUUAAAGCUAUUCAUAUAUGACGAGCCUUCAAUAAGCUGCCCAGUCCUCAUGGCAAAACUUACCUGGCUGUAGUUGCUUCUUUCCAGUGCUUUUGUUAAAUUUCUUGUAGUGAAUAUAUAUUAAUUCAUCUUUUAAUUUUCUUAGUUAUCAUGAGAAUUAACUUUCAGUUGGCUGCUCAAGGAAAAGAAAAGCAGUUGCUGCCAAUAAUUUCACAGUGCAUUUUUGGCUUUGCACUGUAUUCUCUGUUUACCACUGAAUAUGAAUAACAUGGUCAUCUUGAAUUUAUGGUUGAAAUACAACAGUAACAGACCUAACUGGGGACACAGCCAGCACUUGCCUAAUAUCAGUUGUCCCUUUUCUUUGCAAUUGUGGUUCAGUGCUUCAUCCCUGCAGUAGAAGCAAUUGGGGUCUGAGCAGGUCAGGGCCAGAAACAGUGAGUUAAUACACUGAUUAUCUGCUCUGCUUCGUUAUGUUAAGAGACCCAAUUAGUCAGCAGUUAUACAGCAUAUACUUCUGCUGUAUGCUAGGCUCUGCCUCCUGGCUGGUAGACAUCUAAGAUCUGGGGAAUAGCAUCCAAGAAAUGCAAUUGUAUUUGGGGUUACAAAAGCAGACCUAGACAAGUUGUUCACUUGAAAGAUUAUGAUCAUGUAAAAUUACAGUCAGUACUCAACCCUUCUAGCAAAUAUUUUUUUGAAAAAUAAACUAAAUGCCUUUAUAAACAUG
Molecule: messenger RNA, 6105 nt
Organism: Cricetulus griseus (Chinese hamster)
Lineage: Eukaryota; Metazoa; Chordata; Mammalia; Rodentia; Cricetidae
Source: RefSeq, a predicted model, not a curated record